GGUUGCAUCGGUGUUCGACUUCUCUCCACUGAAUUCUUCAGUCGAUUGAUUUCGCCUUUCUGGAGCUCACAUGUGUUGUGUUUGGGAGAAAGAACAUGGCAGCUCCCUCGAAUGAAGUCCAGAUUGUUCCUGCCAAAAAGCGCACAGUCCAAGGACCACGGCGGGUAGCCAAUCAAAUUCCACAUGAAAUCCUGCAAGACCCUGAGUUACAGGAGGCGAUCAAAGCCCUGCCUGCAAAUUACAACUUUGAGAUCCACAAGACGGUUUGGCGAGUGAGACGAGCAAAUGCUAAGAGAGUGGCUCUGCAGCUUCCAGAGGGCCUGCAGAUGUUUGCCUGUGUCAUCGCUGACAUCAUUGAGAGGUUCACAGAGGCAGAUACAAUUGUGAUGGGGGACGUGACGUACGGGGCCUGCUGCUUGGACGAUUUCACCGCCCGAGCCCUGGGAGCUGAUUUCAUGGUGCACUAUGGCCACAGUUGUCUCAUCCCCAUAGACUCCACAGCAGGUAUUAAGAUGCUGUAUGUGUUUGUGGAUAUCCAGAUGGACAAUGCACACUUCCUGGACACGGUCAAGUUCAACUUCCCUCCUGGACAAUCUCUGGCACUCGUCAGCACUAUUCAGUUUGUGGCAGCACUGCAGGCAGUGAGUGCAGUGCUCAAGCCAGAGUAUGAUGUGUUAGUCCCACAGUGUCGACCUCUGUCACCCGGAGAAAUUUUGGGCUGUACCUCCCCUCGCUUGGACCGCCAUGUCAAUGCCAUAAUUUAUCUGGGAGAUGGAAGAUUUCACCUGGAGUCAAUCAUGAUCGCAAACCCAGAUAUCCCUGCCUACAGAUAUGACCCCUACUGUAAGGUGUUCUCCAAGGAGUACUAUGACCAUGAGACCAUGCGCGCCUUAAGGCUCCAGGCUAUUGACAAGGCUCGACUGGCCCAGAGAUGGGGUCUGAUCUUGGGCACGCUGGGCCGGCAGGGCAGCCCCAAAGUCCUGGAGCAUCUGGAGUCGAGGCUUCAAUCUUUGGGCAAGUCCUUCACUCGAGUGCUCCUGUCUGAGAUUUUCCCCAGCAAGCUGGAUCUGAUGCCAGAUGUGGAUGCAUGGAUCCAGAUCGCUUGUCCACGCCUUUCUAUCGAUUGGGGCUCAGCCUUCUCCAAACCCCUUCUGUCCCCAUAUGAGGCAGCUGUAGCUUUACAGGAGGUUGGCUGGAAGGAAGUCUACCCCAUGGACUUCUACUCCAAUCAGAGCCUGGGGCCAUGGGCGCCCAACCACCCUGACAACCAACCUGUGCGGCCCACUCGCAGACAGACCCAGAAUCAAGGCUCGGAGCCAACCCAUUCUACCAAGCAGUGUGCGCAGAACCAGUGCGUCCCCUGUGGCUGUCAAGGGGAAUAACACAUCAUGACCAGCGCUGUCUUCGUGCUUACCAGUGCCUCUGCCUUUGCUAAAGGCUGGAGAGAGGUCAGACCAGAGGAGGAGAGUGGGUAUUUGUCCAGACAAUCUAUCAACAAACAGAGCCCUCAGCCCCUCCUCAAAUGGAUUACCAGCCAUAAAUAAUCCCUCAUUGCUCUUAUUCACAUUUUCUGCAUGUGUUCUUAGCUCAAAAUACAUGCAACUGAGAAAAUAGCUUGUGUGUUUGCGCUCAUACACAUUCAUGUGUCAAAUUCCCAAGAAUAGAGUUGCUCUCUGCUGCGCUAAGAAAGGAGUUCUUCCUGCACAGGGGAAAUGUGUGGGUCUUUCUGUAAUGAAGACACAGGUUUUGUGAUUGUAAGAGACAAAAAGUGCGACAUGACCCUGAGCACGUUGUAUGGAAUUAAAGUGUCUGUUAAUGUGGGUGACUUCAGUCAAAUGCAAUCCACUCGUCCUUGGAUAAAGCACUGUAUGUUGUCGGACACUUCAAAUGACUUGCCCUUCAUGCUGUGUUUCAAAGACAGUCAUAGACAUAUUGUAUGAAGCACUUUUUAUUUGAUGUACACUAUGUGACAGUAUGUGUGUAUUCUAUUGAAAUGUACAAAUUGCAUUAUUAUAUAACCUUGUUUCUGUCUCUUUUUUCUAGUCAAAUUCUGAAACAAUAAUUCAGAAAGAGAACCUUGCUCCUUGUGUGAGUGUGUUGGGUUUUUUUUUGGUAAACGCAGUGCCAUGCUGAAGCGAUGGGUCUGUUUUUAAGGCUGAGGGGUAUGAGUUCCUAGAUACGUGCAGUGCUAGUCACGACUGCUCUCCAUCCUCAUUAUUUAUUGAUGGAGGAGUCUGUCAAUAAAUAAAUAAAUAAAUAAACACUGUAUUGCUGUUUGGCUGCCACAACAGAAAGUGAUUGACAACAGCACACCAUUGCUUCAGCUCAUCCCGAGAACUUAUGAAUCUUCCCCAGAUUGCAGCAUGUUGUCUCAGGUGGGAAUGAUCUUCUGUGAGUUUUGUUAUUUGACUACAACUACUAGGCUUCUGUAGUCAGAUCCUUCCUCUACUUUCCACUGUCGUAUCUCCCUGGCAACAGAGUUCUGUGUGGUGCAUCCCGUCUCGCCAGAUGUCCGUCUUUCUCAUGAUGUGUCUCACAUGUCCCACUGGUGGCUGUUAUUUUGAGGAGCUCAGUACUUGUGAGUGUGAUGCAUGGCGGUCGGGAAUAAAGUAUUGGGCAGCAGAGCUCUCUCUCAGCUGAUGUUUGAUUUGUUUUUUUAGCAUACUCUCAGGGGGAAAGAGGGCAGAAGUUUGAUAAAUAGUGUCUUCUCCCCAUCUAAAGUGUGCCGUUUUUAAUCUCAGCCUAAAGAUUUGUUUUGCUUUAAAAAUUAAUUACUUACUGAUUUGAACAUCAGUAAAAGAGGAUGUGUUUUAAAAAAUGUCCUCGAUGGGAAGACAUAGUUGUGAUAAGGUUAGAAUUUAAACCAUUUUAGAUGGAACUAAUGGGUAUUUAAACAUCAUAAUUCAAGUGAAAUAGGGCCCUUAUUACAUCCCUAACAGAGAACAAUAGCAGAGGCCUGCACGUGUUUUCACAAUCAAAACUAAUGAAAUGUUAACAUAGAUGCUUGUUGUAUUUCUUUUUGGUAGAUCAUUCAUAAUCAAGUUAAUAAAGAUCAGAUUGAAUAUAUUUAGUUUUUGUUUGUAAAUAUUAUCUGAACCAUACGUUCCUAUUCCUAUUCUCGCUCUCAUUGCUUAUUUUUUAUUGGGAUCCCUGCUGAUUGUUAUCUUGGCAACAAGUAUUCUUCCAUACUUAGAUCCAUGUUGAAAAAUUACAAUAUAAUCAACAUAUAGUACAUAAUACAGUUAUGUCAAUAAUCUCCACCAUUAGUAGUACUAUCAUUACUAUUAUUAAUCAUGAUAAAAGUACAUCAAAAACAAAUAUAAGACAUACAAAACAUUAACCAAAUAAUUGAUUAGCAAAGUAUAAAAAAGAUGAUCUUUGUUCAUUUGAAGAUCUAUACUUCAAAGAAAGUCAAAGAAUACUUAUUUUGCAGGUCUAUCUUCAAGACUAACCUCUUUAGUUGCUUCUUUAAACAUUUUUUACAAGAUUGAAAUAUAAAGUUAUGGCAGAGUAUGCCAGUGAAACAUGGCUCUGUACGUAAUUGUUUUUUUGUUUGUUGUCAUUGCAUAUACUUAUGUAGUCUAAUGUCACCCAGCCUGAUCUUAUCAACAUGCUGCAGUGUUUAUUGUUUUAAUAAUGAACAAUUAAGUAAUUCACAGAGCACAAAGUAUAGCUACUGAUUAAAGUGAAAAAAACCUUUCUAGCUAAUUAUUGCCUGUGUAAAAUAGAGAAAAAACAAAAUGGUGGAGUUGCACAAAUGCAAAAAUCUUUUUAAUAAUCUUUUUUUCUGAGUAGUUGGAUGGAGCUAUUUCAGUGCACAUUGUGGUUACUUGAUUUGGCUCAUGGAAGCAAACUAAAAGAGGAGUUAGACCGGAAAGUUAAUGAGGCUCUGAUCCACAAAUCUGUUUUAACUGUGCCAGCCACAGACAGAAGGCUGUGUGAGUCAAUGUAAACCCCAGUCAGUCUGCCUGUUCUCUCAGAUUCAUUACCAGCUGUGCCAACAGCUGAAUGACCACUAGGUGGCACUGUUUGCAUAGCUUAUUUGCAGUCCUGUAAGGCAUUUAAGACACACUUUUCAAUGUGCAAAGCCUGUGCUUGGCAUGGCAGUACGUGAGUGAGUGUGCUUGGCAGAGUGCAAGUACCCAGUGUACUUCUGUAACUGGUGUGUGCAAUUCUUUCCAGAUGUGGUAGGAAUUUGACACUACGCUCUUUCAUCCUCCUUGGCAUCCCAUCUCUUCCCUUCUCCCCUGCACCCUCCCUGCUCUGAAUGUGUUUGCCAUCACACUUCCUCUGCCAUCAGCACCCAGUUUCCUGUCCAGAAGGCACGGCUCGCCGUAGAGAAUUUGUGACAUGUUUAUUAUGGAUGUUAGGACUCUGCAGAGGCCGCCAGUUUGAGCCUGUGCUUAACACAACAGGUGCUCAGGUUACGUACUGCUCACUGUGAUAUCGAUAAACCCUGACUACAUGGUCAGCUGGUUGCCAUUGGUGCCCAGCACUUGUUUGCGUAGCCUACAGCAGUAAGCAGUGAUAUGACUCAAAAGCCAUCAGCUAAUGCAGAGGAGUUGAUUGAAAUAACACAUUUUCAGUAAAUAUCAACUGUUUGCCAGGGUUAAUGUUUUUCUGUGGCUUUGUCUGGUACCUGCAAGCAGGUAAAAUAUGUCAGCACCCGUGAUGUAUUUAGUUGUUUAUUUCUCUGACAAGGAAAAGGCUGAGUCACAGCAGUCUCUCGCUGUCUCCUCCUCUCUUUUAUUGUCACUGACCCCCUCCUUCCUGCAUGUCAGGCAACUUUACAUUUACCCUCUCGCUAAGUAAAUCCAUUAUCCCAAGCUUUUAUCAUAGUUAGCGUUCAUUUGCUUCUCAUAUGUUUCUUAUUAUUACUGGACUUUUCAUUCCAAAAGGGAUAUCAGGCAUGGGUGGAAAAGAGACGAGUGUUGAAAUAUCUUUUAUGACUCAUGGCACUACAACAAAAAUAAACAGAAGAGGAGGAGAUUUGUUUCACAAGUUUGUUUUUGCAUUUUUUUCCCAUCAGUGUUGCUUUGAGGCAGAGUGUGAUUUCAGAAUACCACAUGUGACUUGGGCUGUGCUGGGGAAGGAGUGGCAGUAGAGGACAUGUAUAUAAGAUCCAAAACUGAGUGAAUACAAGUCUAUAUUUCAGUGUCUUCAGUGCUCCUCUCUUUCUGUAUGUCUCUGUUUUUCUUUCAGCAGUUCCCCUGGAUUACAUUAGAACUUAACAGAAAUCACAAGAAAAAACAACUGAUUUGGUUUAACUUGCCUGUAUUUACAUCUGUCAAGAUACUGUAGGUGGGUGAGAAACUGUUUAGGGAAAAGUAUGAGGGGGGGAGAAUCAAUGCACUGCUGCAGAGGAAUGCUGUUUGAAAGAUUUCUUUGAGUGUGCUACGGCAAUAAUAAUGGAUGUCUGAUGUGACAGUGCAGUGCAUGUGUAAUUUCAAUUUUAGAAGAAGGGCCUAGAGAGAAGAGCUGCAUGUUAUCAGUGUACAAGCUGUUUCUGCAUGAUUUAGAUAUUUCAGUGAACAGUUUCUGAAGAGGCAUUCAUAGAAAGCCUGUCUUAGCUAUUGUACAUAUUUUACAGCAUGUGUAAACCCCGAAAUUGCGUGUUCUUGAGUAAAUUGGGCUUCUAGGUACCACAAAUCUCUAUAUUGUUAUAUAUGUUUUUGCUACUUAUGUAAUAUAUAUAUAUAUAUAUAUAUAUAUAUAGAAACAUAUAACAUUAGAAACAAGUAAUAUUAGACAGAAAAUAGAACUUUGUCAGAACAGCCUGUUGUAUUCAUGUUAAAACUAGUCUAAUUCCAAGUGUUUCUUUGUUAAUUUGUUUAAGUAGAAUCCUAUAAUGCUGGGAAUUAACAGCUAUGUAUUUAACAACCCCUUGAUCUGCAUCCCUGUGGAAAUUUGAACAAUAAAUGAUUAUGUCUAGAG
Molecule: messenger RNA, 5934 nt
Organism: Siniperca chuatsi (mandarin fish)
Lineage: Eukaryota; Metazoa; Chordata; Actinopteri; Centrarchiformes; Sinipercidae
Gene: dph1
Product: diphthamide biosynthesis 1
Exons: 12
Coding region: 96-1382 (428 amino acids)
Biological process (GO): protein histidyl modification to diphthamide
Molecular function (GO): 2-(3-amino-3-carboxypropyl)histidine synthase activity
Source: RefSeq, a predicted model, not a curated record